Molecule: messenger RNA, 645 nt
Organism: Ascoidea rubescens DSM 1968
Lineage: Eukaryota; Fungi; Ascomycota; Saccharomycetes; Ascoideales; Ascoideaceae
Exons: 1
Coding region: 1-645 (214 amino acids)
Source: RefSeq, a predicted model, not a curated record
AUGGUUGAAGAAUACAAUAAUUUUCAAGACAGUAGUAUUCCUACUGGUAUCAAUAAUUUAAACUAUGAUAAUUUAUUACCAUCGUUUCUUUUAAAUGAUAAUAAUAUCAAUAACAAUAAUAAUAACAAUAAUAAUAACAAUAAUAAUAACAAUAAUAAUAACAAUAAUAAUAACAAUAAUGAUAACAAUAAUCUAAAUACUGAUAAUGGUAAUAAAAAAGAAGAAAAUACUAAUAAACCAAAAUGUGGAUUAAAAAUCAAUACAAGAACAGCCAUUGACGACUAUUCCUAUGACUCCAGCUAUAAUUACGACAAUAAUGAUGAUAUUAGCAAUAUCUAUGAUUACAGCAAUUCGUAUUCACUCAAUUUAAUUAAUAAUCAAACAGAUUACCCUUUUUUAUUAACACCAAGUCCAUUACCAUUGUCGUCAUCAUCUUCGUAUCAUUCCAAGGACUCUUCAGUAAGCUCUUGUGAAUCGAUUAUUUAUCCACCAACUCCCAAAAACUUCAUCAACAUUAAUCCCAUUAACCCCAUUAAUCAUAAAAUUAAUAACAAUAGUAAUACUAAUUCAAAAAAAAGAAGAUUUUCCGACAUUAAUUACAAUGAAGAUUCGUCAGAUGAAUUUGAUAUUGAAAUUGUCCUUUAA